GCGACAGAGGGGCCGUCUGGCUUUACGGCAGUAGCGGGAUGAGCCUUUACGAGCUGUUCCGGGGGUUCCUCGGCUUCCCCCGGGGCCGCAGGCCCCGAGACCCCUUCUUUGGGGGCAUCACCCGGGAUGAGGAUGAGGACGACGAAUACGACGAAGAUGGGGGCCCCUCAUUUGGGGGGGGCCCCAACGAGGACUUUGGGUUCAGCUUCGGCGGGAUGCACUUCCAUGACAACUUCGGCUUUGACGAGCUUUUCCGUGACUUUAACGAGCUCUUCAAUGAGAUGGGGGCCUGGACCCUGCCCUGCCAGCCCUUUGAGCUUCCUGGCACUCAGCCUGCCCCACCUGCCUCGGGCCACCUGAGUGAGGAGCAGAAACGGCAGGUGCUGCGGGACUCGAUGCUCAGAUACCCGGACAGUCACCAGCCCAGGAUCUCUGCAGAAGGCCCGGUCCCUGGGAGGGACUUGGGGGACAGUGCGGGCCUGGCAGCCCCAGGCAUGAGGCCUUGGCGGCCGUUUGCUGGGCUGGGAGAGAUGCAUCCGGCUCCCCCGAGUGCCAGGGAGGACAAAGAUCUGGAUUCCCGAGUCUCCUCGGAGGGGCUGGAGACCGUCCUGAGACCGGGCGAGCCAAAGGCCCACUCUUAUUUCCGGAGCGUGUCCGUUACCACGGUGACGGGGCCCGAUGGGACUGUGGAGGAGCGUCGGACGGUGCAGGACAGCCAGGGGCGCAGAGAGACCGUCGUCACCCGCCGCAGAGGGGAUCAGACCCUUGUCACCACCAUCCCGGAGGGCGGGCAGGGCGAGGACGCCAUCCCGGAUGAUGGGGAGCUGGCGCAGUUUGUGGGCGACUGGCAGCAGAGGGGGGGGCUCCGCGCUCCAAACCUGGGCGACCCCUUCUCCUUCCUGGAGACCUUCUUCCGUGGCUGGUUCUCAAGCCGAUAGCCCUGACCUCCCUCGGAGCAUCCCCGGGAGUCCCCGUACGUAACCCUGGGGGGGGUGCCAGGACGCCGGGCACAGACAUCCCUACUUCCUAGGCCCUGGAAGAGGGUGUCUCUCGAGCCUGCAGUGCCAGGAGACUCGGCAUUUACCGCCUUCCCUCCCUGGCUGCCAGAGGAGACGGGGUGACCCUGCCUCUAGCUGCAUUGAGCCUUGGCUGGCUGCCAGGCAGCAGGGUGAGCGGUGGAGACACAUUUCUGAGCUGGGCACUGCCUGCUGCAGUGCUGGGGGCUCCUGGAUUCAGCCCCCUCAGGGCUAGGGCUUGGCUGGCAGCAGGGUUGAGCCCGAAGGCAGUGCAGAGAGGCCAGCUCCUCAAGGCCUGGCCCAGGCAGUGGCAGCCGCUUGGGGGCUCUCAGACGGGGGAGGAAGAGAGUCCCCUGCACUUGGGGUGGGACAGCGGCAGCAGGCUCAGGGCUGGGGCGUUGAUAGUUCAUCUGGUCCGACAGGUGGGGCCUGGCUGGCUGGCGGCUCUGCCCCAUUGCAAGCCUGGCAGGCGCUCGCUCGCUUGCUCCCCUGGCUGCAGGAGACACUUGCCUCUCUUCCGGGUCUGCUGCUGGGUGCAGGGGUGAGCACCAGGGGGCGCUCUCACUCCAGCUGCCCUGUAUUGCAGGCGUGUCCGAAGCCCAGCAGCGAAACCCAAGGCUACGCCAGGCCCUGGUGCCCUGUGCUGGACGGGCUGCCUGCUUUCCAGGGGGAUCACUUCGCUGCAGUCCCUUCCUGCCCCUGUACAUGCAGAGGAAUA
Messenger RNA from Terrapene triunguis (Three-toed box turtle), 1734 nucleotides. It is a transcript of the gene HAX1, whose product is annotated as HCLS1 associated protein X-1. Gene Ontology annotation, biological process: regulation of actin filament polymerization; negative regulation of apoptotic process. Bases 39 to 938 code for a protein of 299 amino acids. The record is from RefSeq and is a predicted model, not a curated record. Gene Ontology annotation, cellular component: clathrin-coated vesicle; sarcoplasmic reticulum; mitochondrion. NCBI's taxonomy places the organism in Eukaryota, Metazoa, Chordata, Testudines, Emydidae. The transcript is spliced from 7 exons.